This is a messenger RNA of Bursaphelenchus xylophilus (pine wood nematode), 1304 nucleotides long. NCBI's taxonomy places the organism in Eukaryota, Metazoa, Nematoda, Chromadorea, Rhabditida, Aphelenchoididae. The record is from the annotation of a GenBank genome assembly.
AUGACUGAGGCUUGCGGAACUGACUCUGAUCCCAAAAAAUGGCUGGCAGAAGUGAAAAAAUGCCGUUACUUGCCCGAAACCGAAAUGAACAAACUCUGCCGACUGUGAGUUGAUGUGUUCUAUUUCAUUCCAAUGUUUAGGUUGUUAAACAAAUUUAUGAAGUAGUAAAAUCAAGAUUUAAUUUUUUCUAUAGUUUUCGAUGUAAGUUUUGAUUAUCUUUUUAGAUUGAGAAAUCGACUCUCAGGAACACCAUCAGUAGUUCAAGUUCAAUCUCCCGUCACAGUUUGCGGAGACAUACAUGGUCAAUUUUAUGAUCUUUUGAAGUUAUUCAGCAUUGGUGGAGAACCGGGAAAUGUAAAUUACGUUUUUCUUGGAGGUAAAUUCCGUUUUUAUUUUUAUUCUUGAUUUUUAGAUUACGUUGAUCGAGGACACUAUUCUCUGGAGACGCUGACCCUUUUGUUUCUUUAUUCGGUCUGUUAUCCGGACAGUGUGACAUUGAUCAGGGGGAAUCACGAGACUCGGAGAAUCUCCAUUCAGUAUGGAUUUUAUGAGGAAUGCCAGCAGAAAUACGGACAUACCGCUGUCUGGUUAAGCUGUUGCAGGGUAGGCGCAUUCUCAUAAGUUAGACUCUGUUAACUGUUAUUUUGAUUUUCCCGUUUGGUUGACAUUUUGUAUUAUCCAUCAAAUGUCUUUUUAAUUUUAGGUUUUUGAUCUUCUUCCAAUUGCCGCCUUGAUCGACAAUGAGUAUUAUUGUGUACACGGUGGAAUAUCACCCAAUCUGAGGUCAAUUGACAGAAUUAUGUCAUUGCAAAGAGACAUGGAAGUUCCUUUAUCCGGGGUUUUAUCGGAUGUUCUGUGGUCUGAUCCGGAGGAGCAUAUCCGCUUGUUUGCACCGAAUCAACGAGGAGCUGGAUAUGUUAGUUAGCUUGUUAUCUUUUUAUUUUCUGGGAAUUUUAGCUGUUUGGUGAAGAAGCGGUGGAUGAAUUCCUUGCCGAGAACAAUGUGAAGAUGAUAUUGCGGUCACAUCAGCUCGUAAUGGAAGGUUUCAAAUUCCUGUUUUGCAAGAAAUUGGCUACCGUUUGGUCGGGUAGGUACUUUUAAGUCCCGUUGUUCUGGCCCUUGAUGAUGAUUUUUUCAUUAAGUCCCUUUUAUUCUCAGCCCCGAACUACUGCUAUCGAUGUGGAAAUAUUGCGAGCAUGUUUAAUAUUAAUGGGAACGGCGAAGAAGUGAUAAGAAAAUUUGACUGUGCCAGUAUGGAAGAACGGCAGGUCCCUGAUCGAAUGGUGACUCCAUACUUUCUCUAA